AUGGAGAGGCCCCUGCAGCUGGGCAAUGUGACCAGAGUCCAGGAGUUUAUCUUGCUGGGUUUGUCCACAAGGCCAUACACAAGGGACACCCUGUUUUCUGUCUUCCUGUCCCUCUACCUGCUGACUCUCCUGGAGAACACACUCAUCAUCUACCUCAUCUGCACUCACACGGAGCUCCACAAGCCCAUGUAUUUCUUCCUGGGCAACCUGAGCUGCCUGGAGAUGUGCUACGUGUCGGUGAUCAUGCCUAGUCUGCUCAUGGGGCUUUGGACUGGACUCUGCCAUGUGCCCUUCACAGCCUGCAUGACCCAACUCUUCUUCUUCAUCUCCCUCAUCUGUACUGAGUGCACUCUCUUGGCCUCCAUGGCCUAUGACCGCUAUGUAGCCAUCUGCCACCCACUCCACUACCCACUGCUCAUGAGGCCCCAGGUCUGCCUGGGUUUGGCCAUGUCCUCAUGGCUUGGUGGGCUGCUGGUCUCAGUGGUCAAGACAUCAUGCAUUGCUAGCCUGUUCUACUGUGGCCCCAAUGUCCUCAAUCACUUUUUCUGUGAUGUUUCCCCUCUGCUCAACCUGUCUUGCACUCAUGUGGCCCUGACAGAGCUGGUGGACUUCAUCUCUGCCAUCAUCAUCCUCUGGGGUUCACUCCUUGUGGCCAUAGCCUCCUAUGUGGCCAUCGGCAGGGCUCUGCUCUGUAUGCCAUCAGCCACUGCCCGUCGUAAAGGCUUCUCCACCUGCGCCUGCCACCUGGUGGUGGUUGGGAUCUUCUACUCGGCCACUAUCUUCAUCUAUGCCCGACCCAGCCGCAUCGAAGCCACGGACCUCAACAAGGUGCUAUCUGUCAUCUACACAGUGGUCACACCCAUGUGCAAUCCCAUCAUCUACUGCCUGAGGAACAAAGAGGUCCAGGCAGCUUUCCACAAAAGCCUACACUGGUCCAGAGGCUGA
Molecule: messenger RNA, 945 nt
Organism: Pteropus alecto (black flying fox)
Lineage: Eukaryota; Metazoa; Chordata; Mammalia; Chiroptera; Pteropodidae
Product: olfactory receptor 5-like
Exons: 1
Coding region: 1-945 (314 amino acids)
Biological process (GO): G protein-coupled receptor signaling pathway
Cellular component (GO): membrane
Molecular function (GO): olfactory receptor activity; G protein-coupled receptor activity
Source: RefSeq, a predicted model, not a curated record